Molecule: messenger RNA, 4835 nt
Organism: Epinephelus fuscoguttatus (brown-marbled grouper)
Lineage: Eukaryota; Metazoa; Chordata; Actinopteri; Perciformes; Serranidae
Gene: ak4
Product: adenylate kinase 4
Exons: 5
Coding region: 1035-1715 (226 amino acids)
Biological process (GO): nucleobase-containing compound metabolic process
Cellular component (GO): mitochondrion; cytoplasm
Molecular function (GO): AMP kinase activity; ATP binding; nucleoside diphosphate kinase activity
Source: RefSeq, a predicted model, not a curated record
AACGGAGCCUCAAAAUGUAAAUGUCACCUUUUAAACAAUAAAAAGUUGGUUACUAUGCAAGGACAAUUACGCAUAUUGCAAAACAAAUGAGCUAUCUAUAUUUCUAUGGGGUCAGGUGACAUUCAAAUGCCUGACACGCCCUUUUCUGGCUUGUAAUAAAUUAGUGGCAUGACAGUUUGUCUCCAUAAAAUCAUCAACAAGCCUCAACCUGAAUUGAAGGUGUGGUUACGUGACUGACACAUUAAAAUAACUUUAUAUAAGGCUCCUCAAACAGGCUGCUAUAAAACUGUCCUUAACCUUUUGCACAGAAAGGCACUCCUUUACUGUAGUGAACUUUAGAUAUGUUGCAAUGAACUGAAAUGGUAAUUUUAUUUCUAUUUUAGAUUUGAGUUUUGCUUGUAGAUCAUGUCCACAGAUAGAUAGAUGGAUAGAUGUUUUUCCGUCACAUCCGUGUGCUUGCAAAUUAUAACCAGGAGCCACAGUUCCCCUCUCUUAAGGCAAACUGAUAUCUUAAAGUAGCAGACUCCAGUUGUUGUUGUUCAUCAUCCCUGCUCCAUAAAAACUACAGUAACCAGUUUACCCCGCAAAGUUCGUGCGAAUCAGUCAUCCGCAUUUUUUCUGGAUGAUGUGCGCAGGAAAAAUAGGGCGUUGUGGAGACUCCCUCAUUCAUUCGCAGAGAAAAGUCUCUUUCUAAGUACGUAGACGGGUUGGAUCCUUACGAGACGUUAAAGAAGAGGAAAAAAAAUAGGAAAAGGGCGUUUCGGUUUGAUCCGAGUCACAGAGCAGGGGAGCGUCAACGUGCGCGUAGAUUGGGCUCUGCGUAAAGACCCGCAGACCCUUCUGGAGACACGCUGAAAUUUACAUUGGCAGGAUAAGUUUAGAGGUUCUCCACGCUUUGGAGACGUCCACGAUUUGGACUCGCAACUGCUCAGGAGUUUAAUUGACCUCCUUCUUUUGCGCACAGAGAGGAAAAAGCAACAUUUGCGCAUCCUAGACAUUUUUCUUUUCAGUUGCAGCUCGUGUUUGAGGAAGACAUGGCUAAGUUAUUCAGAGCAGCUAUCAUGGGUCCUCCAGGAUCGGGGAAAGGAACAAUAUCCCAGAGGAUUGCGCAAAGCUUUGGCCUGGUUUAUCUGUCCAGUGGCCACUUCUUACGAGAGAGCAUAGCGGCAAACACAGAGGCAGGUUUAAUGGUGAAGACCUACGUAGACAGAAGCAUGCUCGUGCCUGACGACGUGAUGACCAGAUUGAUGCUGCCCAGGCUGCAACAGAUGAUCGCCCACAGCUGGCUGCUGGACGGUUUCCCCCGGACUCUGUCACAGGCCCAAGCCCUGAACAACAUUUGUCAGAUGGACCUGGUCAUCAGCCUCAACAUCCCCUACGAGACUCUGAGGGAGAGACUGAGCGACCGCUGGAUCCACCCAGCCAGUGGGCGAGUCUACAACAUGGGCUUCAACCCACCUCGAGUGAAGGGUAAGGAUGACAUCACCGGGGAGCCACUGAUUCAGCACGACGAUGACAAACCAGAAGCCCUGAUGGCCAGACUGAGACACUACAAAGAUGUGGCCAAGCCUGUCAUAGACUUAUACAAGUCACAGGGAAUCCUGCAUUCGUUUUCCGGUACAGAGACGGACCGGAUUUGGCCUUAUAUAAACUCCCUCCUCACCACCAAAAUGGACACACAGCCAUCAGAUGCCUUCCAAACCCAGACACCCUGACACUACUAUGAAUGAAGGGGCCAAAGGAAAACGUCACAAAGCAGCCAGAGGAAGUGGGGUGAUGUUUGCACAUGAUGGCCUCAGCUUUUAGUUUCCUUAAUAGUAAGGUAUAGAGAGACAGAUACGGACACCGAUCAAACUGUAGUCAUCCAAGAUGUUUCAAUCACCGGUUGGGUUUUUAAAGGAAAGGUUGUAUGCUGCAAAUAUUUCUAGAGCUUUACUGAUUGUUUUGAUUUCUGCAUUAUCAUAGUGGAAGGUUCAGAUCCUUUGGGGCAAUAUCAAAACGGACCAUUUUUGUAAAUCAUAACUUUAUGCAAGCACUCACCAUCAAGCAGUUUUUUGCACUUUCGUCUUUUAUUAUCUGCAAUUAUUCAGAUCCUAGCACAUUGAAUCUAAACCAUAGCACAUUCAGGGAAUCAAAUUUAAGGUUCAAAACAAAAGAAAAACUAAAUAGCGGAGGAAGAAUUCCCUUUAUUGUAGACCUCCAGUAGCAAUAUUUUAUAGGGUAGGGUAGAAUACAGUCUCGCUCACCAGACCUUUCUCAAGAAAAGAAAGGUCUGGCUGGGCCGACUCUCACUUUAAGAUUGGAGAAAAAAACACCCCGGCUGCUUGUAUUUCUUUCAACCAAUCACAAUCGUUCUGGGCGGUGCCACAGCAACGGUGCGCUUGCAAAAAUAUUGCCAGGGGAAACAGGUUUUGGUGUAACACGCCCACAAAAAUAUCGCCUACAGGACGCGAACCAUGGCAGAAAAAUGGCUACAUCCCCGCAAGAUCAAACACCAUAAAAGUUAGUAAAGGACUUACUGCUAACGGUUGAAAACUGCUACACAACCGGAGGUGGUAGGGCGGGACUUCAGUGGGUGACUCGUUCCACCCAAUGAGAGGCUGAUCUAUGCAGCGAACUUCCACCCACUCAGACUAGGUAGAAUAUUAAACCACAAAUCAAAAUAUUAAGUGUCUCACACCAACGUUACCCCAGAUAAUAAAUGAAAGAAAACAUAAGACAUAGCACUUAAAUAGUCUGUUAUCUUUACACAUUUGAUUCAUUACACUUUACAUUACAUUUUUAUCAUGCUGUUGCCUCCAUGAGUAUACUCCAUAUAAUACUGGAGUAAAACCCUUCAAUUACCCUUCACUGAGGAGUUGUUCACUGAGCACAAUCAUUUUUAUUAAAGGACCUCUAUAUGAUAUUCAGAUUCUUUAUAUCGCAGCAAACAACUAUUUGCUUUGUAAAGAUAUAAUGGAGUAAUGGCGUCCCGAGCAGAAAAUGAAGUCACGCUACCUCUGUGUGGAGUGUAAUCUGAGCUUCUCUGUUCUUUGUUGUCAUAGCCAGUCUGACUGCACAUGCAUGUUAGCGUGGGUGUUAGACAUUGUGUGUGUGUGUAUCCUACUGGCUAGCUUAUCACUGCUGCUCUGCAAUGCACUCAUACGGUGGUUACUGUUGAUAUUAGCGGAAGCAUGGCCCCACCGUCCAGUCCCCGCGGUUCAGCAUCAUUGCCUUUGUUAGCACUCUUAGCGCUGUUAGCACUGUAAGCUGCUAGCAGCCAGCUCAGCCACCUCCAUGUUGAGAGCCGUGUGUAGACAAUCUCUGAGUCAUAGAUACACUCUGAAUGUCACAUAGAGCUUCUUUAAAUUCUCACAACAGUCUUAACUGUCAGAUUGAAUGAGAGCAAUACUGACAUCAUGCAUUGUGUCACAUUUAAAGCCAAAACCAAUCUUUGAAAGGCAUUAUUGGGUCUUUUUUUUCCUCUAAUAAGUUGUGCAAACCUGAAUGUUGUUUAAUAUGCUGUGUAUAAUGCCUACAAGUCAGCUGUUACAUAUGCAGUGAUCCUGCAGAGUCAGUUUUUAUUUGUUUGGCUUGAUCAGCUCAGAAUAUAUCCAUCAGUUACAUAAACAACGUGCGCUAUGUAAACUGCUAUUCUUUGCUUUUUGUAUUGAAAUUCUGCAGAAUAUUAUGCAAUCUGCAACUGAUAACAUGCAGGACAAUCUACUGGGCUGAUGCUGGACAAGAUUGAAAAGGCCCUCGCAGUCACUCUGCAGCACACACUGUGACUGGGAUGAAGACCUGUGCACAGACAAGAGUGUCUUCAAUGCUGUUACAUUCCGUUAGAUAUUAAAGGUUGCCUUGGAGAUUUCGAAAAUGUCACAGAUGAUUGUUUGUAAAAUGCGAUGGUUUGCAGGGUUUGCUCAACUUUAAGAUACAGCUGGGUGUAGCUUUAUGAGUAAUGCAUCACUUUUGUGAUUCAGAAGCAUGGUGGGGGCGCAUAUGUAAAGGUCUAAUCUUUCAAACUGUUUGUAUAAAUCGCUUUUGCAGUGUGAACAAUUUUGUGGGUUUUUUAAAAAUAGUUUUUUGUAAGUGAUUGGUAAAAGUUUGCAAUAAUUUCUCACCCUACAGAAAAGCUUGUUGUCCAUCAUCUGAAGUUAAAACAUAGGUCACAUUUUCACCCAAUGGCACAGCAGUUAGCUCUUUACAAUAACUUAAGCACACUAGUGACUAGACUAAUCUGUGCAAUAAACACCAACAUGUACAUUUCAGCUCUGUUAAACGCUUCACUUUAUAGUACAAUGUUACUACCUGAUUUUUUUUUUGUGAAGCCUCAAAAUGGCAACAUGCACUAAUUCAGGAAUUAGCCAUGAGUGACCCAUCACAUGCAUUAUUUUAAGACUUUCUUUCACGAGGUCAAAACUGCAUUGUAUCAAUGUUUUUCUGUGGCGUUUCUUUCCUCAUCUAUGGUCUAAAGAUAGAAGGUGUUGUAUGUUGUACAGAUUGAAGGCUGCUGAGACAGUAAAAGACCAAAGAUGCAAAAAAGAAGAACUCUAACACUUGUAUUUGAUAAUGUUUUUUGCUUGAGUAACAAGAGGGUAAGAUGUCUGACGAAGCAGGGAUGGGAUGAAUCUGUGGGAAGAGUUAGAGCAUGUGGUUUACACCUUGGUUUUAUGUCGGGGAGCACAAUAUGCAAGUCUGUGUUGAAUGAAAGGGUGUGGUGUCAAACUGUUAUGUUGUAUGUGACCACACCCCACUGCUGUUGUGUAACACCAGGAUUUUUUUUUCUUCCCUAUUUUCAAAACUAUGCUGUCCAAACAUGUUGCAUUCCAAACACAAUAAAACUAUUUUCUCAA